Kogia breviceps (pygmy sperm whale) is the source of this 485-nucleotide messenger RNA. Its product is annotated as WAP four-disulfide core domain protein 13. Lineage: Eukaryota; Metazoa; Chordata; Mammalia; Artiodactyla; Physeteridae. The record is from RefSeq and is a predicted model, not a curated record.
AUUAGGGGGGUGAUGAGGGUGUGCGUUUGAAAACACCACCCGGCCCUGGAGUGGGCGUGGCUGGGAGGGGCUUGGAUUUCUGCCAAAGCCCCUUGAUUGGAGUACACAGUGUAAGGCCAGUCACAGCUUGCCUUCUCCUCUAAGCUGUCCCUGGUCACAGCUUUGGCGGGGACUUACCCACCCAUCUCACCAGCAGCAUGAAGCCUGCACUGCUUUUCCAGCUCCUGUUGUUGACUUGCUUAGCACCACAGCUGGUGUCUGGGAGUCCCAAGCAACAUUUUUUGAGGUAUAUCUUGGAACCUCCACCCUGCAGAUCAGAUCCUGAAAACUGUACUCAUUUCUGCACAUUGCAGGAAGAUUGCCAUCCAGGAUUUCAGUGCUGUUCUGCCUUCUGUGGCAUAAAGGGUUCCCCUCAACUGACCAUUCCUGCCCUGGAGACCCUGGUGUUGGCUGGGAAGAUCAGGCUUAGAAACCAGCCUCACUGA